AUUGGAUGCCUGAAUUGAUUGUGUAUCUAGAACCUACAAAGUCCACUCCUUUACAACAAUGUCUAAAUAAUAUUCUAGAAAAGGUGGCACCUGAGUACUAUUUAUCAACAGCAACCAAGUAUCCUGUUCAUAUCAGCGUCACAGGGUUUUUUACAGUGGACACAAUGGCUGAUGUGGAUUUUAUCAAGGACACCUAUCACAAUAUACUGACUUCCAAGUUUCCAUCUGGAGAACAUACGCCAUCAACAAUCUUCAUCAAUUCGGCUCCAUUGCUUGUAUCAACUCCAGCUCAAGGCGUACAACAUCAACAACAAGAAGAAGAAGGAGAAGAUAGGAAAUCGCAUGCUUUAUCAUCAAAACACCUUUUACUUCCUGUGGAAAUACCAAAGGAGCAUCAUGAACGUCUUAUGAAAUGCGCGCAAAUUAUCAACAAUCACUACUACAACAAUGGAAAAGGAAAUAUGAUGAUUCGAUCUAAACGUAUAGAUCAUAUCAGCUUGGCUUAUUGGGACGAACCAAAUGCAACAGAGUUUGAAACAAAUCAAUGGCUUCAAUGGUCCAACGGAUCACAAGUUGGAAUUAUGAUACAAGAUAUAAUCAAUCGAUUGAAGGAUCUUUUGGAUGAUGAUACUGACAAAUAUAUAGCAACAAACUUGACAGCUUGGGAUAUUGUUUUGUAUGAAAGGACAUUCAAAGGAACUCAUAUUGGUGAACGUCAUAGAUUCAAAGAAAUAGCAAGAUGGAUCGCAACCAUCUAGUUACAUCAUCACUCUUUUUCUCUCUAUUUUUUAUUUUUAUACAUAGAAACCAUAGAAUAUAGUAUAGUUUAGAUAGUUUUGUAUACCUAGUUUAGUUUAGCCUUCAGUUUGAAGCAUGAUUUUUUUUUUCGCGCUCAGAAUAAAAGGUUCUUUUUUUUUUUUU
Halteromyces radiatus is the source of this 921-nucleotide messenger RNA. RefSeq lists its product as uncharacterized. NCBI's taxonomy places the organism in Eukaryota, Fungi, Mucoromycota, Mucoromycetes, Mucorales, Cunninghamellaceae. Bases 6 to 758 code for a protein of 250 amino acids. The transcript has a single exon. The record is from RefSeq and is a predicted model, not a curated record.